AUGCCGGUCACGUACAAGGACGAGUCCUACAACGAGGUCAUGACGUGGACAGAGAACACUGAGAUCCAGUAUGCGGCGAACAAGAAGUCUGGCAAGUCGUUCGAACGCUACGGGAAGUACAUGAAGGCGAAGACCGUAGGAGAGUCCCUGUCGCUGGGCUCCCUGGGGGCGGACCUGCUUUUCGACUUCGAGAAGGGCCUGCUGUGGCGGACCGGCGGCCCCACGCGCGAGAGGCCCCCCGAGGUCAAAGGCGUGGACAGGGACGAGGUCAAGAGCUGGAACAAGACGGACCAGCAGCUGGGAAAGAUGUACGAGAAGUGGAAGUCGUGGUCGGCCACCUUCGCGGCCCUGGAGGAGAGCGGGCUGACCCGCGAGGAGCUCAAAGCCGCGAACGACGAGCAGGACGUCGAGUGUGGGACUGACAGCAUGCUGAUCGCCAUAGGCCGGCGCAAAGCCCAGGAGCGUGCCCGCGAGAUCCUGAAGGCCGCCGACCAGCAGGGCGGCCGCCCGGUGACCGACGACGAGCUCCUUUCGUGUCUCAGGCUGUGGGCAUUCAAGGAGAACACGAACCGGACUAACGUGACUCCAGAGGGCGAGACGUUCGUCUAUUCGGACACCAUUGGCCUCAUUAAGAUGUCCACCUGCGAAAAGACAUUGUUGACCGCUGGCACGAAGCGUUAUGAGGAGUUCACGAUGUUGAUUAACCGUUGGUUUAAGGACAGGAUGCCCAACGAGCUAAAGGGCAGCUUCGGGUACACGUCCAUCAACAUCAACAAGAACUACGCAGGCCGGCUGCACCGGGACGGCAACAACCAGGGCCCAUCGAUGAUCAAGGCCUUCGGGGAGUUUGUUGGCGGGGAGCUGAAUUAUUGGCCGCACGACGACAAGAAGCUCCCCCUGGAGGAGUUCGACGACAGCAAGAAGAUCACCAUGAACAUUCAGGACAACAUCAUGCUCUUUGAUGGCAAUCGCGGCCACUGUGUCAACGACUUCCACGGCGAGCGGUACACUCUAGUCUUCUUCAGCAUCCGCACAUGGAACAAGGUGCCGGCCGAGGACCUGAAGGAAGCCCUCCGGUGCGGCAUCCCCGUCCCCACCCAGGAGCUUAUGCCCAAGAUGCAGGCCUUGCUCGGGCCUGGCCCCGCUGGCUACCGCGUCUGGGAGCAGCGGCCUGACGGCGCGGCGCCAGAGGCGCCCGCUGCGGCUGCGGCCCGGGCACCGCCCGCCGCGGCGACCGCCACGACGGCCAGGGCGCACCAGCAGGCCCUGCUUACACCGCGAGCCUCGCGGGGCCGCCUGCGGUGCCGAGGAGCCCGGCGCAGCGCCCUCAGCGGCCUUGGCGGCGGCGGCCUUCGGGGCGGCGGCGCCCGCCGCGGCCGAGCACGGCCGCGCUGCCGUGGCGGCCGAGGCGGAGAUCGUGGACGAGUCCGAGGCCGAGGACGACCCCGAGGCGGACGAGGCCAUCAGGGCGUUCCGGGAGGAGGCCGCCGCGCUCCGUGCGGAGCUCGGCCUCGAGCCGUUGCAGGCGGGCGACGAGGAGGCCGGCGAGCCGGGCACCGGGAUCGACGCGAAGGCGUCCGAUGGGGAGGCCCCCGCGCCGAGCGCUGCGCCGGGAGCGGAGAUGGAGGCGGAGCGCCCCGCCGCAGAGGCGACCGACCAGGAGGCCACCCUGCCGAGCGCCGACGCGGAAGUGGAGAUGGAGGUCGAGCGCCCCACCGCAGAGGCCUCGGGCGGCGGAGCCGCGCCAGCCGCCAGGGCGGCGGCCGAGGUGGAGGUGCAGCCGCCGGCAGGGGAGGCGCAGGCCGGGCCCCGCACGCCUCCCGAGGGCGGCCGCUGGGUGUCGGCCUGCGCCGGCGCGGGCCUCUUGGUCGGCGACGAGGUGGAGCUGAGCGCGGGCGCGCUGGUGGCGCCGGACGGCGCAAAGGCGCUCGGCCAGACCGCGGCGGGCGAGUGGGUCUUCCUGGAGCGCCUGAAGGGCGACGAGACGGCGGAGGACUACAGGAGGAGAGCCACCGGGCCCCGGAGCCCAGGCGCGAAGCGCGCCCAGACACAGGAGGCCACGCCCAAGGCCACUUCGACAAAACGACCAGCAAGGGGAAGGGCGCUGCGGGCAGCAACGGCCGCCAAGGCGACGCCCACCCCGCGCGCACGCGCCCGGGCGCGCGGCGGGGCCGACACCUCCGCGCAGAGGCUGGAGACCCCCCCGAAGCCGGCGGCCCCGGGCCGCAGAGGCCUCGUCGUGGGCGCCAGGGUGCAGCUCGCGGGGCUGGAGCAGGCACCCGAGCUCAACGGCGCCACGGGUACGAUCGUCAGCUUCGACGCGAAGCGCCACCGAUGGGCGGUGGAGCUCGACGGCGGCCGCGGUACGAAGCACCUGCUGAAGGGCAACCUGUCUAG
Prorocentrum cordatum is the source of this 2397-nucleotide messenger RNA. NCBI's taxonomy places the organism in Eukaryota, Dinophyceae, Prorocentrales, Prorocentraceae. The record is from the annotation of a GenBank genome assembly.